This is a messenger RNA of Hypanus sabinus (Atlantic stingray), 650 nucleotides long. RefSeq names its product von Willebrand factor A domain-containing protein 5A-like. The annotation marks the transcript as partial. NCBI's taxonomy places the organism in Eukaryota, Metazoa, Chordata, Chondrichthyes, Myliobatiformes, Dasyatidae. The transcript has 4 exons. The record is from RefSeq and is a predicted model, not a curated record.
GGAAUUAUCUGCCGCAACGUGGUACGGUGGAAUCGGCUAUUUGUGAAAUCCAAUCCGCAAAUGAGGACGAGUCACUCGGGCCCCCUGCCCCAGACGAGUCUCCGGUGCUGAAGCUGAUCGCGCUGCAGAACGCAGACGGAUCCUGGACUCCGGACCCCGGCCUGGAGUCACUGCUGGGCCUGAGCCCUGGCCAGGUCAGAGGAGGCCUGCCCCUGAAGGAUAUGGACCUCACUCUGUGGACAACCAUCUUGGCCGUGAUGUGGCUGAACGCCUUCGCUGCCGACUCCAAGGACGAGUGGGGUCUGCUGGUGACGAAGGCCCUGUCCUGGGUCCGGGCCCGAGCAGGUGCAGACCUCGUGGAGUGUGUGAAAGCAGGAAACCGGCUUCUGAAAACCUCUAUUCUUCCUGGGACACUCGGACUGUGAGGGAAUUGCUGGAGGGGGUUCUGUUGGUGUCACCACAGUGAACACCUCUUGUGGGCUAUCGUUUCAUCACCGCUCUAUCCGUCCACCCCUGUUGUAGGGGACCCGUUGGUGAAGCUGUACCUCUGGUCCUUCGUGGGACUGUUUUAAUGAUGGUGAUGGUUACUGACCCAGGAAUGAUGUGCGUGAAAAUCUUCUGCCCCAAAUAAAUCUGCUUCUGCCUUCCAA